Leptomonas pyrrhocoris is the source of this 3411-nucleotide messenger RNA. RefSeq lists its product as hypothetical. The record is from RefSeq and is a predicted model, not a curated record. The coding region runs from base 1996 to 3411 and encodes 471 amino acids. NCBI's taxonomy places the organism in Eukaryota, Euglenozoa, Kinetoplastea, Trypanosomatida, Trypanosomatidae. The transcript has a single exon.
AGCAAUUCAUCCCUACGUGCUUUGACAUCUCAAGGGUGCACUCACGAUUCUGCUGCGGCGUAUUGCCGUGCGGAGAGGAGUACACGUACACGCUUGUUGUGGUUGACGGCUGCACCGUAAAGAAGAAUCGAAGGAGAGAAAAGGCAGAAAAGGUAAAGUGUGAGGGGCGAGGAAAGCGGCCGAAGGAAUAGUGCGAAGAACUUCGCCAUGGCACCUAAAAAGAAGGCAACCGAGGGAGCAACAUGUUGUACCUUCGCUUCUCUCUGUGCGCUUUACUUAAAAAAAAAAACAAAAAAAUCGAAAACAGGAAAGAAAAGGGAAAUCGAAAAUUUCGUUGCGGGGUGCGGGUGAAGCGCGUAGGAAGGUUUUAAAAUAAUCUUCUUUUAUGUAUGUUGUGUGCGUGUGCGGGGGUUCGGGGAUCUCCGCGCGGCUGCGGAGGUGUGCUGUGCGACAAAGUGCUUUUUGCUGAUCUGUAUGGGUGAACAUGGGACGGCGACUGCGGUGCCGGCGCGUCUUUCUUCGUCCGCGACGAGGUGAGUUCAGACGUUUUAUGUUUUCAUCCCCCAAAAGGAAAAGUGCUCGCUGUCUCGUUUUUUUUUUCCUUCUUCCUAGGCUCCGUUAGUUCAUAUUUUUGUGCUGUGCUGUGCUGUGUCUGUGUCUGUGUGUCUGUGUGUGUAUGUCGCAGGUCGUCACACGAUUAUUAUAUAUAUAUAUUGUUUGUUUGUUUCCCGUCGUUGUUGAGUAUCAGCGAUUUUCUAUCUUCACCUGGCCUUUGUAUAUGCGGGACGGGUUGCCCGUUUUUGGUUUGUUUUCAUUUGUUUCCGUUUCCCCAUUGAGCACUAUUGUUGUUGUGUUUAUUCGCUUUCCGCCAUUUCCUUAGCUUUUACCAGUCCCUUUGUUAAUCCUCUUUGUCUUUUUUUUUACCCUUCCGCCCGCUUUUUGAAGCAGCUCAUACGCCGAGGGCUGGUAGGUGCUUUUUUUGUUAUGUGUGUGUAUUUUACCGGUGGUGAGGACGUGGAGGAUCGCAGGGUAGUCUCCAACACAACAAUACCGUUAACGGCAUCGAUGCUGCCAAGCAGAACCGAGGCCCCUAUUCGCGCCUUUAUCGUUUCAGCGUUAACUCCACGCAACGUUGCAGCGCGUGAGCCGCAUGUCAAGGUACGCUCAGUGGAUCAUGCUGCAUGCAUACACAAUCAUACACACAUACAUAUUCGUGUGUACGGAGGUGGAGUACACGUAGAGAUGUCGAUUUACUACUGCAAUUGGAACGGAGAGCACUCGUUGCCAGGCGACAACAGCAAGCGGUAUGUGUCCGUCCUCUCGUCUUCUCAAUUCAAUUCCUCCUCCAUAUCCCCCCCCCUUCUCUCGACGUCGUAUAGAAAAAAUCUCUACACGUACCCAUCAAAUUACGCACCCACGACAAACACAUCUCGUGUGCAACCAGCAAAAAGGUGUUCAAGCACCAAAAACACGCUUUCACAAAGCACAUCUUCAUACGGUUUUGUUUUCUUUUUCCUCUCUGGGUUUCUCCUUUUAUUUUGUAUCCCCUGUUGUGUUCGUGCUUGCGGAAACCAGAACGUUACGGUUCCCCCCCCCCUCCUUUGGUGCGGAAAACUCUUACGGUGCACGCCCAACGUUGCCUUUUAUUUAUAUACAGAAUUCUUGUCCCCAACUUCUUUCCUCGAACAACACAAGAUUUCUUUUUUCUUUUUAUACUGAUAACUCAAGAGGUGCGUUUUGGCUUUAGCGGUGUCGUGUAGAGCUCGCGUUUUGCUGCUGUAUCGAUUAUCGACUUGUCCCUUCCACUGGUGUUAUUGCCUGUUUUUUUUUCUAUUUACUUCGUUUGCGUUCUAUUGCCUUUUCUUGUAAGCUAUUCGCCGCUUGCUCUCUUCCCACUAGUAUUAUUAUUGUUUUUCGCUGCUAUCUUGAAGGAUACACAUCACGUUGUACGCAGCGACCGCCUGUGCUUUCGUCAUUUCAACAACCACACUUAAUAUGGCUCAUCAACCCACUACCCCUGGGCAGCCGGACGCACCAGCUGUGGCGGCUACCCUCAGCCAAAGUGAGACCCCCCGUCCUCCGUCGCACAACGGCAGCACCUCGUCCUCCAACACGAACACGCCGCGCUCCACCUCGGUGGAGCCGGGGCCGACGUUGUGGGUUGAGAUGUGGGAGAACCAGCGGUGGUUCCCGGUGAUUGGGUGGAGCACCAGUCGCUUCCAGCAGGACCUGCCGACAUUCUGCCGCGUGCCGCCUGGUCACCGCCAGUGCGGGUCGCACCCCGCCGACUUCGAUGCCGCGCUCAACGCGACCAACCCCCCACCGUCGGACGCGGCUAACCCAAACUUCCCGGCGCAGUCCGUCGCACAACUGCAGGUGCCGAAGGGGUACCGCUGGGUCGGCUAUUGGGAGAUGUGCAAGCAGCACCGCCACGGCACCGACGCCAGUGGGUGGCGCUACGCGGAGCAGUUCUUCGUCUCUGACGGGCAGUCGGGCUACCGCAGCGACACCCUUGCGCCCUUCAAGCAGACGCAGACGUCGCUCUGUGUGGUGCGUCGCCGGCUGUGGCGCCGUCGGGUGGCGGUGCUGACCGGGGACGAGGUGGCGCCGUCCUACGACGAGAUGUACAUGACGGAUGACGACAUGCAGACCCAGACCUACCUCUCCGACAUGGACGAGGAGAUGGCGGUGGCGGAGGGUUUCAAGAGCGCGGAGGCGCAGGCGGUGCGGGCCGGCACGCCGUGGACGCAGGAGCAAGAGCUCAAGGCCGAGGAGGAGCUGCGCAAGUUCUGCCGGCAGCGCCGUAGUCGGGAGAGUGCCACUCGCAUGCGUAGCGCCAACCCGAGCUUUGCCAAUCCCUUCCAGAAUAACUCCGACGCCUACCACAUCUCGCCCACGCGGCACCACCGCAGCAGCCCCGACAGCAUAAAAGACGCGAGGGCGGCAGCGGCCGAUGCGGCGCACAGUGGCGCCGUAGCGGCGGCGUCGUGGUUGCGGGACAGCCGACCGGAGCCAUCGACGCAGGACGCGUCCCCGGACAACUCAAGCCCCGACGCCAGCGCCAUCACCCCACACGAGGAACCUUAUUUGCUUCGCUCCACGAACUCCAUGACGACUGGCCGAGUCGACGGCGGGGACGUGGGAUCGGGCAGCCGCGUCAACCAGUUUGUCUCGGCGUCACCGACGGAGCGGCCGCUGCUGGGACCGGACGCAGGCGAUUUGCAGGCGCAGCAGACCGUCGAUGAGUUUGUCAGCUCUACCCCAGUGGACGAGGUGGAGCACGUGGCCGCCGAGGAGGGCGGCACGACCGUGUCCGUUGGCGGGAUGAAGUCCCCCACCGGCUCUGACUUUCGCGCUAUCUUUUCGCAAUUUAUGACGCCGUCGGCGGAGAAGACAGAUGGGAAAGCGUAA